Rhodamnia argentea is the source of this 1232-nucleotide messenger RNA. Its product is annotated as early nodulin-like protein 1. Lineage: Eukaryota; Viridiplantae; Streptophyta; Magnoliopsida; Myrtales; Myrtaceae. The record is from RefSeq and is a predicted model, not a curated record. Bases 102 to 962 code for a protein of 286 amino acids. Gene Ontology annotation, cellular component: plasma membrane. The transcript is spliced from 2 exons. Gene Ontology annotation, molecular function: electron transfer activity.
UGUUAAAGCAAAGAAUAAACCUGCAGGGCAAUGUUUAAUGAAAGUGAGAGAGACCCAGAAAGAAGCUGGAGGAACAAUCUGUUUACUCCUUUCAUGCGGGAAUGCACAUAUACUUUGCACCAGUGGCUAAGAAAUCCAAAAGAAAACCACAGAACAUGGCAAAGCAACAAAAGCGUCACCUCCACAGCUUGCAAAGUUCAUGCAGCCACUGGCCUACAAAAACCCCACUCUUCGUCGAACUCAGAUCACAUGCCAAGCCCAAACGGAAGAGAGAAUUCGGACUUUUCCUUGCUGAGUUGCUCGUCUGUUCUACUUCUUCGAUGGCAAUUCCUCUGUUGAGAUUAGAUCGCCAAAUGAAGAGAGUUUUUCGAGUGAUGGUGGUCUUGCUCUGGGUGACGAUGCUGGCGCGACGGAGCGAAGAAUACGAGUUUACCGUUGGAGAUGCCCAGGGUUGGACUGUCCCUGCUAAUUCCAGUGCAAAAGCCUUGAAUCGGUGGGCAGAAAGAAGCCGUUUCCAAAUUGGAGACUCUCUAGUGUUUGUCUACCCGCCCGGCCAAGACUCAGUGCUAUACGUGAACCACGACGACUACAACAAUUGCAAUGACGGGUCGCCUAUGGAAAAAUAUGUCGAUGGCCACACGGUGUUCAAGUUCAACCAUUCAGGACCAUUUUACUUCAUAAGCGGAAACAAAGACAACUGCCACAAGAAUGAGAAGCUGGAGGUGGUUGUGAUGGCUGACAGGAGCAACAAGACCAGCAGCACAGUUUCACCGCCCCCAUCGGGAAAUAAUGGCACUGCCCCGUCCCCGGCUCCUUCUGGUGAGGAGUCUCCUCCUUCACCGGCUGGUAUGGCUCCGGCUCCCGCCAGCCAAACAAAGAAGAGCGGUGCUGCUUCAGUGUUUGUCGGUUUCACUGGCUCUAUUGGAGCAUUUGUUGCUUCAUCUCUACUUCUGACAUUCUAGGCGGAGGAUUGGGAAUUACGAUAAUGGGUUGAAUUUGCAGUGUCCAUCUGAGUUGCCUUCUUUUGCUCUUUUUAUCACCCCAGUUUCUUCUCUGUGAUUUUUCUCACUUCAAGCUCAGCUACUUCAUCUGGGCAAGGUGGAGCGGCAUCCGACAUUUGUUAUUUGAGGAAUUUGUAUUGGUUUACAUAUCACAAGUGUGUAAGUUGUGUUUUCACCGUAUGAGAACAAUGUAGAUGUGGAACAUAAAUAAAUCCCAUGGGCUUCUGGCAA